AGAUGAUUAACAAGGCAACCUUUCCAAAGAUCAGCUUGUCUUCCUGGAGGAACUCCUUUUUACUCAAGCUGAUGAGGGAGGCAGAGUGGCUAUUUAGUGGCGACGUUGUGGACAUCUAUCAGCGUGAGUUUCUGGCUCUCCGGGACCGUCUGCAUGCUGCCGAACAGGAAAGUCUGAAGCGCUCCAAAGAGCUGAACCUGGUUCUGGAUGAGAUCAAGCGUGCCAUCUCAGAGAAGCAGGCCUUGAGGGACAUCAACCGGACAUGGAGCAGCUUGUCCGAUGAAACCAAGUUAAAGCUGUGGAACAUCACCAACAAGAACGUGCUGCAUCUUCCCACCAUCUUCCAUCAUUUGCCACAUUUGCUGUCAAAGGAGAACAGUCUGCAGCCAGCUGUGCAUGUGGGACAGGGGCGCACUGGAGUGUCCAUCGUGAUGGGAAUCCCCAGCGUGAAGCGGGAGGUGCACUCCUACCUGACGGACACGCUCAACUCUCUGAUCUCGGAGCUCACCCAGCAAGAGAAGGAGGACUGCGUGAUCGUUGUCCUGAUUGCUGAGAAAUCCAGUGAGCAUGGGAAGUCUCAGCGACGGAUGCGCAGUAUACGACCGGAGUGGCAGAGAACAUCAAAACCUUCUGGGGACUGGAGACAUGACAGUUUCGGCUUGCAUUGCUUGGUGAAAAGCAAUUGCUGCUUCAUCGACAUAGUGGCAUCUGUGGUGCGAAGCAGCAUUUCAGCUCCUGCUGAGGAAAGGUUUCCCAAGGAAAUACACUCUGGUCUCCUGGAAGUCAUUUCCCCGUCGCCACACUUCUACCCUGAUUUCUCCCGCUUGCGGGAAUCGUUUGGGGAUCCUAAGGAGAGAGUCAGGUGGAGAACUAAACAGAACCUCGACUACUGCUUUCUAAUGAUGUAUGCACAGUCCAAAGGCAUCUACUACGUGCAGCUGGAGGAUGACAUUGUGGCCAAACCAAACUAUCUCAGCACAAUGAAGAACUUUGCUCUGCAGCAGCCGUCUGAGGAGUGGAUGAUCCUGGAGUUCUCCCAGCUCGGGUUUAUUGGGAAGAUGUUCAAGUCACUGGACCUCAGCUUGAUUGUAGAGUUCAUUCUCAUGUUCUACAAGGACAAGCCCAUCGACUGGCUCCUGGACCACAUCCUCUGGGUCAAAGUCUGCAACCCAGAGAAAGAUGCAAAACAUUGCGACAGACAGAAAGCCAACUUGAGGAUUCGCUUCAAGCCCUCGCUCUUCCAGCAUGUGGGAACCCACUCCUCCUUGGCUGGGAAGAUACAGAAACUAAAAGACAAAGAUUUUGGAAAGCAAGCCCUGCGGAAAGAGCAUGUCAACCCUCCGGCAGAGGUGAGCACCAGUCUGAAAACCUACCAGCAUUUCACCCUGGAGAAGGCCUACCUGCGAGAGGACUUCUUCUGGGCUUUCACCCCUGCGGCCGGAGACUUCAUCCGAUUCAGAUUCUUCAAACCUCUCCGCAUUGAAAGGUUCUUCUUCCGCAGUGGCAACAUCGAGCACCCAGAAGACAAACUCUUCAACACAACCGUGGAGGUUUUGCCGUUCGAUAGUCUCCAGUCAGAUAAGGAAGCCCUGCAGGAGGGAAGAGGUACAGCAUUCAAGUACCACAGGACAUCAGACGGCUACAUACAGAUAGGCACCUUUUUGAAGGGUGUUGCAGAAGGAGAAGUGGACCCUUCCUUUGGGCCUCUCGAAGCCAUCCGGCUCUCCAUCCAGACCGACUCUCCUGUGUGGAUCAUCUUGAGUGAGAUCUUUAUUAAGAAGGCAGAAUGAGAUUCCCAGGCUGACGGGUGGCGGCACCAAGCAGUUCCAGAUUCUUCCCCUCCCCCUUCCUCUUGCUCCCAUCCCCGAGUCUGCAGUGUCUGGGCAACCCAGUUGUGAGCACGUGUGUGCAUAGCACCACCCUCUGCUCCAAGGCUGGAAGAAGAAAAAUCUGCAGUCAAGAGACAAGGACCCCAGCAAGCACCACACUAGACUGCAGGACAGAAACACGUUCCCACACGUGGGUGCUGGGCAGAAUUAAACAAGGCCGCAUCGUGCCAGCACUGGCACACGUCUGCAGCCACCUCUGCUAGGGCGCAGAGGCUGGGGCAGGACAGGGCAGCCCCUCCUCUGUGGCCGUCUGAAGAGCAAGGAAGAACUGCUUUCCAGUGCAAAGGUUUGAUUUUGUUCCCUCGGGUAAGGACCAUGCUGUCACUAAUCCUCUCGUGGGUGUUUCCGACUGAGUGUAUCACUUGGGUCACGCUAAUACGCAGUGCGGUUUAGCAUUGUCCUGAAACUAAGGACCUAACAUGCAUGAAGGCCAAAGGCACCUUCCACCCAGGGGAGGGUGGUCUCUGGCUGGGCUGGAGGAGGUAAGGUAGGGUGGUCUGUGGCAGGAGCAGUAUGAGGGAACCUCAAUCUUGACAUGAACCAGUGGAGACUGAAUUCCCAUUACUGGCUGCCAGACAGGGUUGACUUGACAUACAUUGGAGGAACAGCCAAGAGUCUGCCUCCCUAGUCUUUCCCUCCCUCAAACCAGGGGCAGUUGCUGUGGGCCAAAGCUGAGGACUGCGUGAGUAUGAAGACUGAGCCCUCUCUUGGUCCAAGAGAGGGGAUUAGCUGUAUGGAGAUGGCAGGGAAAUAGAAAACCACACUGUGCCUGCCAGUGUUGUACAUGGCCCUGUAGCUCAUGUUGAAGUCUCCAGUGCCUUCAUGCCAUGAGAUGAAGUGCAAAAUCCAUCUUUUUAAGAAAUAUUUCAGUAUCCUGGUUGAUGUGAAUUUUUGGAAAAAAGUAGCCCAGUUCUAAAAUGGUAGGGAUUAGUGUAAUAUUUUCAGAGCAACUUUCUGGAAUCCCAAUGUUUCUUCAGCUAUACACUGGAAUGCAUUAUACUACUUCAAUGUGCUGUAUUUUUUAUUAUUGGAUACAUUUGAUUUUUCAAGUACAUCUAUAUAUAAAUAUAUAAAAUGUGCACUGUAAUAAAGUUUAAUUUAAAACCC
This is a messenger RNA of Alligator sinensis (Chinese alligator), 2996 nucleotides long. RefSeq names its product mannosyl (alpha-1,3-)-glycoprotein beta-1,4-N-acetylglucosaminyltransferase, isozyme B (gene MGAT4B). The transcript has 17 exons. Gene Ontology annotation, biological process: protein N-linked glycosylation. Gene Ontology annotation, cellular component: endoplasmic reticulum-Golgi intermediate compartment; endoplasmic reticulum; Golgi stack. NCBI's taxonomy places the organism in Eukaryota, Metazoa, Chordata, Crocodylia, Alligatoridae. The coding region runs from base 3 to 1790 and encodes 595 amino acids. Gene Ontology annotation, molecular function: acetylglucosaminyltransferase activity. The record is from RefSeq and is a predicted model, not a curated record.